Aspergillus piperis CBS 112811 is the source of this 1661-nucleotide messenger RNA. It is a transcript of the gene erg10B, whose product is annotated as acetyl-CoA C-acetyltransferase. Lineage: Eukaryota; Fungi; Ascomycota; Eurotiomycetes; Eurotiales; Aspergillaceae. The coding region runs from base 61 to 1260 and encodes 399 amino acids. Gene Ontology annotation, biological process: fatty acid beta-oxidation; ergosterol biosynthetic process. The record is from RefSeq and is a predicted model, not a curated record. The transcript is spliced from 5 exons. Gene Ontology annotation, molecular function: acetyl-CoA C-acetyltransferase activity.
UUUUUUCCCUCAUCCCCUUUCCAUAAUCGCUUGCCUCCACAAGCACGCAUUUGCGCCACCAUGUCUUCCCUACCUCCGGUCUACAUUGUCUCCGCCGCCCGCACUCCAGUGGGCUCUUUCCUGGGUUCUCUCUCGAGCCAGACCGCUCCGCAGCUGGGUUCCCAUGCGAUCAAAGCUGCCCUUAACAAAGCCGAUGGGAUCAAGCCUUCCGAUGUACAGGAGGUUUUCUUCGGCAACGUUCUUUCUGCGAAUGUCGGACAGAACCCCGCCAGACAAUGCGCUCUUGGCGCCGGACUCGACGAGUCAACCGUUUGCACCACUGUUAACAAGGUCUGUGCCUCGGGGUUGAAGGCGGUCAUUCUUGGUGCUCAGACCAUCAUGACUGGAAAUGCAGACAUCGUUGUUGCAGGCGGUACUGAGUCCAUGUCCAAUGCCCCGCAUUACCUUCCGAACCUCCGCAAUGGCGCCAAGUAUGGCCACCAGAGCUUGGUGGAUGGUAUUAUGAAGGAUGGCCUGACAGAUGCGGGAAAGCAGGAGCUUAUGGGUCUGCAGGCUGAGGAGUGUGCUCAGGAUCAUGACUUCACCAGGGAGCAGCAGGAUGAGUAUGCUAUCCGGACCUACGAAAAGGCCCAGGCUGCCCAGAAGGCCGGCCUCUUCGACGAAGAGAUUGCACCUGUUGAACUACCCGGCUUCAGGGGUAAGCCAGGUGUCACCGUCGCUCAAGAUGAUGAGCCCAAGAAUCUCAACCCUGAUAAGCUUCGAAGCAUCAAGCCCGCUUUCAUUCCUGGCUCUGGAACCGUGACGGCCCCCAACUCCUCUCCUCUUAACGACGGCGCCGCCGCUGUUGUCUUGGUUUCCGAGGCCAAGGUUAAAGAGCUGAACCUCAAGCCUGUUGCAAAGAUUCUCGGUUGGGGAGAUGCCGCACACCAACCCAGCAAGUUCACCACUGCUCCUGCGUUGGCGAUUCCCAAGGCGCUCAAGCAUGCAGGCGUCGCUCAAGAUUCCAUCGAUGCCUUUGAAAUCAACGAGGCCUUUAGCGUUGUUGCUCUCGCAAACAUGAAGCUUCUGAACCUACCUGAAGAAAAGGUCAACCUUCAUGGUGGUGCUGUGGCUAUUGGCCACCCCAUUGGUGCCAGUGGUGCUAGGAUCUUGACUACCCUGCUCGGAGUUCUCAAGGCGAAGAAGGGCAAGCUCGGCUGUGUCGGAAUCUGCAACGGUGGUGGUGGUGCUAGUGCCAUGAUAGUGGAAUCCCUCGUCUAAGCUAGAAAAGUAUCACCUCGUGAACUAAAGUAUGCUGUCGCGAAAUAUGAGGACGGCAAAAUGAUAUAAAUACCCUGAUCUUGCCGAUGCCUAAAGACUGCGCAUCAUGUUUUAAGUCAGGGUGAGUGGGUCUGGCAUCUGACGAAAUGCAAUAUAAUAAUUACAUGAAUCUGUUCUUUUGUCGAAAAGUCUUGUUUAUCCUGUUUAUCUUGGCACAAGCACUGCAAUUGACGUACCUAGUACAGAAUAUCCGUCACCAGCAGUGUAGUAUUUAAACCAAAGCCUUGAGUGUUCUGUCUCAAUACUACUGUUAAGAUGUUAAGGGCUGAUGGCCAUCUUGUCGUGUACUAUUCAUGGUCAUACUGCUACUAGAAUUUACUACUUGCUCACCUUCGCUUCUC